GCUUGGUUCAACUGAUUAGAAGCCGGCACUGCAGAUAACAGACCCUUCUCGCUGAGUCUUAGGCUAAAUAUUUGAUUAGAAUUCUAACCAUGCCUGGCUUGGCCACCUGGAUUGCCGUACUAUUUUCGCCAUGCUUACGUAAGUAGUAGCCAACAUGCUGUCCAUUUCACUAGUUUAGUGAGCUCUUGAUAAGACUCUCGAACUACUUUUUAUUUAAUCUGCCAUCAACCUCCCUCUAGCGAUCUCUAAAUGACUCAAUUUAUUUGUGUAAUUUGACGUCAUUUAAAUGAUUAAAAACUCUUUAAUCCUAUUUUAUGGUAAAAAUUUAAUACUUUGAGAUUGGAGAAACAAUGUAGCACACUCAUAUUUUAACCAAAAAAAGUUGAUCCUCACUACUUCUGUCCUUUCUUAAGUGGUAGGUGUCGCGUGUGGGGACAGCUGGUGGUCUGCCGCAAGCUUCAUGUUCUGGGCUAUACUAGGGUUAAUUCACACAGUUGACAUAUCGCCGGCGUGGUCUUCCUCUAGCCCUUAAACAAGAAUGCCUGCCACUUUAGGCUUGCCAUGCAGGCUGAUGGACAGGUAUUCUGACCUGAUCAGAUGACCAAAGCAAUUAAUAUGCUUCCCGGUUAUGUAUUGGCUGAUUGUAAUGGCACCAACAACUUGUCUUCUUUUCAUAUUUCUGAAUGUGGUCGUCGAAUGUGGUCGUUGAAUGUGGUUCUCGAAUGUAGUCCUCAAAUGUGGUCCUCGAAUGUGGUCAUCAAAUGUAGUCAUCGAAUGUGGUCCUCGAAUGUGGCCUUCGAAUGUGGUGGUCGAAUGUAAUCGUCAAAUGUGGUCCUUGAAUGUGGUCCUUGAAUGUGGUCCUUGAAUGUGGUCCUUGAAUGUGGUCCUUGAAUGUGGUCCUUCUCGUUGUAAAAGCCUCAUAAUUUUUUUUCUGGCAAGUUUUUAUUCAGAGCCCAUGUCUGACACUGGUGCGUAAGGUUUGAAAUAAAGUUUUGUUAAUUUGUCUGGUUUUGGUCUUCAUCUUAAUUCAUGGAUGUCUUAGCAACGGUAGUUCCUCAUUUCUCACAAUGCUCAAAACAGAGAUUACAUGGCACUAUCACCUUGGCUCAGCGACACGCUAAGGCUACUUUUCUUAAAACGCUUUUAUAAGUCUGUUUACAAACUUUUAAAGAUAAAAAGGACUCAUGGUCUCAAAUUUGAUUACGUCACUGUAAACAGAGGACGUUGUGGCCCAGACCCACCUGGGGGUCAUUGAUGUGCUGGCCGGCUUGACCUGCUACAGUUGCGAUGGUCGGGGUCAACUGUUCCCGGCAUGCCUUCGUGCUCCAGUGGUGUGUCAAUUUGGAGAGGUAAACGUGGUGGGGUAUGAAUUGGCGGUUGGGGUGGAGGGUUGGUGGUAAUUGUAAUUUAAUUGGGAUAUGCUUUUAAUAAAUGUGUUGUAAUGCGAGGUAAUUUAGCUUAAAGUUUGAUGAAUGUGACCAUAGAUUAGAAUAAGAGACAGUGUGUCAAUGCCUGGGUUAUCCCCUUUCUUUUGGUAGUUAGCACUUUCUUACAGUCCAUCGUUAUUUUGAAUUGGGCGACACUGGUUGAGAAACACCGAGUUUAAUUAUUUGCUGCCCUCUAGGUGGACGGGUUUGUGUUUAAUUUAGGCGAUACUGGCUAAUGGGGCAACACUGGCUAGUUAGUACAUUAAUGGCUUUUGGGCAGCACUGGCUAAUUUAUACACUGGAUAGUACGCAGCACUUGUUAAUUAGUUAACACUGGCUAUUUGGCACCACUGGCUAAUUAGUCAACAUUGGCUAUUUGGCACCACUGGUUAAUUAGUCAACACCGACUAUUUGCAAUACUGGCUGAUUGGUGAACACUGGCUAUUUGCCAGGACUGGCUGUUUAGCCAACUUUAGCUAUUUGGCGCCACUGGCUAAUUAGUCAACAUUGGCUAUUGAGCAGCACUGGGUAAAGGAAUACAGAUUUUUUUUUCGUUUUCAGCAUCUUCUCCGUACUAAACAGAAAUGUUUUUGCAAAGAUUAUAAAUAAUUGGAGGAUCGUCAAUUAUUAUUUUCCUCCUCCUCCUCCUCCCCCCCCCCCAGGUGUGCUCUGUGAUUUACGGCAAUGCGAACCCUGUGAUUGGUUGCAAGAAAGUUGAGGUCUGUAACUCGGUCGAUAGCCGGUAUAUCAGUUAAUUUGAGUAUUCUUAACGAUUAGUAAGUUAUUCAGCAACUUUCCUAUUCUUAUUGUUUCUUCAUAUGUCCUGUCUGCUGAAGAAGGAAAUCGGUCUAAACUUUCUUCUCGUAAUGUCCUUGUCUUUCAUUUUCAAGCUUCCACACACACGAUUCCACGAUAUCAUUCACGCAGUUUCAAUGCAGUCUUUCAUUUAUUUUCGUAUUUUCGAUUAUCAAAGCGGGGUUUUUCAAAACAAUGUUACCUGUAACACCAAAGUUCAUUUAUGUUAUUCUAUAGCUGUACACACAAAUCAAACAAAAAGAAAAAAAAUCAACAAAUAUCAAUAGAUAUCAAGUCAUAGUUUUUUAAAAUAAAAUUGCACGGUUUGGCGUUAGAUUAAUUUUAUACAUUUUGGGGUAUUUUUUUUUCUUCUAAAUUUUGGAACCGCUCCCAUCUGCGUAUGAAUAUGUAGGAAUGUUCUAGAGAUGUGUCCCAUCCGAUGGGGAGCUGUACAGGAGGCGGGGUUGCCAUCACAGCCGACACGUGUGAGCUCUGCUGUCAUACAGCAACUUGCGUGAACAGCAUUACAGCCGGACUGGAGCUAGAGUUCGGUACGUAUGACUAAGUCUCGUAAUUUUGUGUCUCAAUUGAUUAUAUCGCAUUGACCCAUAUUCGCGGACCAUGCGUGGCCAUCUCGACAUCUAGUGCACGUCAAAAAUGCAGCUCAUUACAGUACAUACAGUACAUAUAACAACCACCAAAACCCCAGAGUAAAAUGUCUCAAGGAAAGACCUCGGCUUAGAUGGAUGGAUGGUGUGGAGAGGAUUCUACAGCAGCUUCGAGCCAAGCAUGGAAAAGAAAAGCACCAGUUAGGUCUUAGUGGAAGGAUGGGGGUGAGGCAGGCAAAAGCCCUAUUUGGGUUGUAUCCCUACAAGAAGGGAUCGAUAUAUAUACAUUGGGGAAUGUCUACACAUUUCAGGAAUUAAAAAAAAAAAAUGUAUUGUGACAUCAGACGAUUAAUACGUAAGUUAACAACUUGAAAAGCUAACCUGUCUUUUAAUAUAUAUAUAUAUANAGCGCGGUACAAAGUCAACAAAAAAACAUAUCUAUAAUUAACCACAUUUAAAACAAACGCAACACUACAUAUAAAUAUUUGAAUUAAACGUUUAUACGGUGUGUUUUUUUAAAAGAUUAAUACAAAUGGCCUUAGGCCUAGGCCUCUACAUUUAAUAGAACUGCUCAAGGGGGUAGUCAUAAGCUUAUAGCCAUUUAUUUGAAAGUCCAACUCCCUUUUUUGGAGGGUUAACAUUGACCAUGCUGCCAAAAUAACAUGACUGUGCAGGCAUAACUCUGCUUCCAAAUUACAAUCAACAGCCUUAAGAAAAAAAUGGAGGGGGGUGGGCGAGGGUAGUCGGGGGGGGGGGUGGGUCCGUCCCAUUUGACCCAUUUUUUACUCUAUAAAUAGAGGUUCAGAUCUUUCACCCAACUGAAGAGUUAUUCCCAUGAGGGGGGGAACCGACAAAAAUAUUUGUCUCCUUGAUGGACACCACCCCCCUCUGGUGACGCCACUGGGUCUUACCACUGAGCUUUACCCAGAUAAUAUAUGUUUUUAAAAAACGUCUACGUUGUAGUUUGAAAGGCUUGCUAAAAAAGAAAAAAAAGCCAAACUUGCCACGUAUUUGAUGUUCAGAUGUAAAGUGCGUACACGAUUUGUUACGCUUCGUCAGCCAACAGACCCACUCGUGCAUGACGCUUAUGGUAAAUGGACCCAUUUCAACAUUGUAACUCUCCAGCAACUUUAACUUUUGCCUUAGGCACGGCAUCGCCCCUCACAAAUGCAUUGACUCAAACAACUACGGCGGCUUCCCACGUGAUUACAACAACAACUGCCACGUCGAGUAACCAGUCCAUGGCGACCACAACAAGGCAACUUCCAACACAACACGUCGGUAUGUAGGUGAAAAGGAGAAUAUAUAUUUUAAUUAAGGAUUUAUCGUGACCGACCCUUUAAAUGCAGGUAUUCAACAUCGGAAUGACGACGAAAAAAAUCUGACUCACUUUAAAACAGGCCCAAGGGUUUCUGGAAUAUAACUCCUACUUUUUAUCUUAAAUCUUUCCAACAUUUUCUACUAAUAACUUAUUAAAAUGGGUGUAUAUUUUCUAAUAACGUUUCUUGAAAUAUUGAAUAAGUACUUUAUUUUUUUUAAUUAGUCAACAUAUCCAGGAAAUGAUGGGUUAAGUUUAAAUUUUAUUGUUUUUUUCUACAAGCACAGUGGUUUGGGAGUAAUAAGUUUUUUAAAUAUACAAACAUAGUGGUUUGAGCGUUAUAUUUUAUUGGCUUUUAUCUGCAAACACGUUGAUUUGAGUUUAAUAUUUUAUUGGCUAUUAUGUUGUACGAUUGAUUUUGAAACAACUUUUUCAAACAGGUGAUCAAGUAUCUAUUCCACCGAUGGGGACCAUUAACUGCACUGUCUGCUAUGGCGGCAAUUGCCAAUCUAGACCAUUCACUACAACGUGCGAGUCAGGCUUCUGUGUCAAGACUUUACAGAGUUAUGAUGACGGACAGAUUUUGAUAACUAAAGGGUGAGUAACAGACACCAGAUAGGGUCAAACAGUCCCGGCUUUAGACACAUGUGUUAUAGGCAUCUGUCUGGCUGUACGCAUAGGUUAAGAAGGCAUCUGUCUGGCUGUACGCAUAAGUUAAGAAGGCGACUGUCUGACUGUACGCAUAGGUUAAGAAGGCAUCUGUCUGGCUGUACGCAUAGGUUAAGAAGGCAUCUGUCUGGCUUUACGCAUAGGUUAAGAAGGCAUCUGUCUGGCUGUACGCAUAGGUUAAGAAGGCAUCUGUCUGGCUGUACCCAUAGGUUAAGAAGGCGUCUGUCUGGCUGUACGUAUAGGUUAAGAAGGCAUCUGUCUGACUGUACCCAUAGGUUAAGAAGGCAUCUGUCUGGCUGUACGCAUAGGUUAAGAAGGCAUCUGUCUGGCUGUACCCAUAGGUUAAAAAGGCGACUGUCCGGCUGUACGAAUAGGUUAAGAAAGUGUCUGUCUGGCUGUACGCAUAAGUUAAGAAGGCAUCUGUAUGGCUGUACGCAUAUGUUAAGAAAGGGCCACGAAAGAAAUUACGGCAAGGACAUGGACCAAAAUAGCAAACUAUUUUAAUAUGGAAUUACGAAUGAUCUGAAUGAAAUGACCCACUGUAAAGUGUAUUUUGUUAAUCAGAGUUUGGACACGCCAAUCGAUUCGGAUAAUGAUCUAUUUUUAAAGUCAUCACAUCACAGUGAAAUUUUUUUAGGAAUUCUUUUCCGUGACAUUAAUAUGAAUAUAAAACAAACAUUAAUGCAACAUAACCGGGUAAUCAAUUUUUUGGUACAUAGACAAGAAAAGAUAGAAAACUCAGCCCCAUAUGUAUUUUAGCAUAUCUAUGUCAAGUGGGCUGCAUGCCCCUUUUCUUUCCAAGUGUAAGUUGUGGCUCUGCGACUUUUAACAAGACUCACACUAACAUUGGCAAACAUCCUUUCGAAAGUAAAAGAUAUACCGUCUCAAUACCGUUUAGAUCCGUGGAAAAAAAAACGAUUGCAGAAAAAUGUAAUAUGACAGAAAUAUUUAAGGACUGUGCUUCUGCAACAGCAAGAAACUUAUAUUUCUUCUUGAAACAAACUGUUUAAUUAAUACACUUUUAAAUUACAUUACUUUGUGUCUCGCCAGCUUAAUUGUGUUUAAGUAGUUUACGAAAGCAAAAAAUCCCCGUUUAUAUUGAAACCAGCCGUGUAAGACAGCCAGUCUUCACUCUAUAACCCACUUCGUGGCUAUUGAAGAAUUUGAGUUGAAAUAAAGAUAGGCUAGGGCAAUUCUACAUUAUUAUCACACCUCUUCACCGCUCGGAUUCAUGCUCCAACUUUAAUAGAAAAUACACUUGUUCAACAUCAACUAAUCCAGUGGUUCUCAACCUUUCUAAAGCCGCGACCCUUUAAUGCAUUUCCUCAUGUUGUGGCAACCCUCCAACGAAAAUAAUACUUUAUAAUUGUGGAGUAUAUUUGUUUUUGGAUGGUCUUAAGCGACCCUGUGAAAGGGUCUUGCGACCCCCAAAGGGGUCGCGACCCACAGGUUGAGAACAGCUGAACUAAUCCAACAAUAUGUCAAUAUUUUAUUAGACAACUUCCAAAUAGUAUUUUUAAAAUAAUAAGCUUGAUCAAAAUUUUUGCAAGAACACUAUGAGUCUAAAAAAAAAAAAUCCUAAUAUUUUAAAAUCAGUUUCAAAACAAAUGAGAUGUAUUUUAUGUUUGAGUGAAUGAGGUGGAUGCAUAAGUAUGGACACAUGUUGGUGUGUGUGUUUGAUACGCGCUGGUGUCUUUAACGUGACACAUACGUUCACUCGUCAUCAGGUGUGGCAGCCUGGAGAUCUGCCGGACUGGUUGGUGGCUAGAAACAAGAACCAACCCGUCAUGCAUGAGUCAGCUGAAGAGCACGGUCAACCCGACCCAGCCGAUGUCUUGCUAUUUUUGCUGCGCCUCAGGACACAACUGCAACGACCGCCUGGUCGAUGCGGGAAGUCUUUACCACUUCCAAUGACUCGGCGAAAUGAUCCAAUAAAUAGACAGCUGCGUUGUUGUUGAUAUUA
This is a messenger RNA of Lymnaea stagnalis (great pond snail), 6780 nucleotides long. The record is from the annotation of a GenBank genome assembly. Lineage: Eukaryota; Metazoa; Mollusca; Gastropoda; Lymnaeidae.